Corylus avellana is the source of this 1570-nucleotide messenger RNA. Its product is annotated as protein PHLOEM PROTEIN 2-LIKE A10. Lineage: Eukaryota; Viridiplantae; Streptophyta; Magnoliopsida; Fagales; Betulaceae. The record is from RefSeq and is a predicted model, not a curated record.
GCAUUAAAUUGAAACACCAACGGUAGUUGAACUUCGGAAAAACGCACAUCGUUGUCUUGUCUCGGUGCUGCUUUUCCCAAAACCAGUGGUGCACGCAGACCCUCUCUCUCUCUCUCUCUCGCAGUUCAAUGAUUCAUCAAUCAUUCACGACUUCAUCAAAACCAUAGACAAAGAAGUUUGGAUUCUCUUCUCUCGGGUGUCACAAAUGAUGGACUUGCAAUUGGUGAAAACGGGUUUCCAUUUCGCUUCUAAAAGAAGGAAGUUGGUUCUUCUUCUCUCUGCUUUUGGCUUCACCGGUUACAGUCUCUACACGGUUUAUCAUCUGCCUUCGGUUGCGCAUAAGAGGGAAAGAAUUUCGAAGCUUUUCACGGCUUUUGUUUCCGUAGCCGAAGCCGUCUCCGCCUCCGCCGAGUCAAUCGGGGUCGUCUCUGAAGAUUUGAAACAGUUUCUGCAAUCCGAUUCCGACAAAGUUCCCAACAGUUUGAAGCAGAUAUCGAAGAUCGCGAGCUCCGAUGACUUCUCCCGGUCUUUGACAAGGCUCACGCAGGCUUUAACUGUCGGAAUUUUACGGGGUUAUCGAUCUGCCGGCGUCUCUGUCGCCGGUGGUGAUAAUUGUGCCAAUUCUUCUAGUUUCACCGAUCAGGCCAUGGACAAGCUUUUUUCCACUGCUGGGUCUGGUUUUGCUUCCGCUGUUGUGGGAAGCUUCGCUAGGAACUUGGUCAUGGCGUUUUAUUCAAACAAUUCGACGAAUUUUGAGCAUGUUGAUCCCGAAACAAAUGAUAUUCCUCAAUGGGUCAACAUGAUCUUCGGGGAUAAGUGCAGGGAGCUCAUCGCUGAUUGUAUCCAAUUGUUUGUCAGCACGGCCGUUGCUGUUUAUCUUGACAAGACCAUGAACAUCAACUUCUAUGAUGAUUUGUUAUCUGGGUUGACCAACCCCAAGCAUGAAAUGAAAGCGAGGGAAAUGUUGGUGUCGGUUUGUAAUGGUGCAGUUGAAACUCUUGUAAAAACCUGUUAUGAUUCCGGCAUGAAUUCCAGUCCAGGUCCCACCGGAAAAGGCUCAACUCCGGCUAAAAUUGAGGACGAUUGUCUCAAACCAAGUGAGAAGAAAGACAGAGGGUGGGUUGAUGGAGUUUCAUCCACUUUGGCAGUGCCAAGCAACAAGCGAUUUGUUCUUGAUGUGACCGGGAGGGUUACUUUUGAGACGGUGAGAUCAUUCCUGGAGCUUCUGUUGGAGAAGCUGUAUGAAGGUUUGAAGAGAUGUCUUCAAAUUGUUCAUGAGGCAGUCGUUGAUGGGGGUGUUGAAGUUGUGAGAUUUGCCACCGCCAAGUCCUCUGUUGCAGCCACUCUCUGCCUCUCUUUGUGCCUGCACAUACUGGAAGGUCCUUGGAUUUUAGUACCAGCUUAAUUAAGUUGCUUCACUAUUUCUCUAUUGUGCAACUUCAUGUGAUUGGUUUACCAAAUAUUCUUUCACGCGGCUGCUUCUUUAAAGGAUAUUGCAGUUAUGCGUGCGAUUUCUUCGUGUAUCUCAAUUAAACUAUAAAUGUGUAAUUACAAUCACAAUUCAUGUUUU